Phytophthora nicotianae INRA-310 is the source of this 2774-nucleotide messenger RNA. RefSeq names its product ribosomal RNA large subunit methyltransferase J. The transcript is spliced from 2 exons. Gene Ontology annotation, molecular function: tRNA methyltransferase activity. The record is from RefSeq and is a predicted model, not a curated record. Gene Ontology annotation, biological process: cytoplasmic translation; tRNA methylation. NCBI's taxonomy places the organism in Eukaryota, Oomycota, Peronosporomycetes, Peronosporales, Peronosporaceae. Bases 384 to 1154 code for a protein of 256 amino acids. Gene Ontology annotation, cellular component: cytoplasm.
GGGGUCUAAUCAGGUCUUCACGGUACUGUACCCGGCAGCGAUGCUUGCGUCGAAAGGCGUGGAAUUUCUUGUCGCACACGAAGCAGUCGGCGGCGGACUCGAAGAGCGCGUCAGGCACGGCGGGGGAGCCUCCGCCUCCCGCCAUGGUGAAGCCCAUGCCGGCCGACGAUCCCUGCGCCCGCAUACCCGCAGUCGUCUCGGUGUAAUAUGUCUGUGUCUAACUGUUGAGUGUGCCGUCGUCGGUGUCUUGAUUUUUUGUUCACUACAGAGAGGAAGAACACCUGCAUAAUCCAGCCAAGAGACAAAUCCCUCUUUUUAAGAGAUAAUUAGAACCCAGUUUUCGAAAUAUUCGACUUGGCUAAGACCAGCCAAGAGCUACAAAAAUGACCAAGUCCACCGAAGCGAACCGAGAUAUUUACUACCGCAAGGCCAAGGAGGUGGGCUUCCGCGCGCGCUCAGCCUUCAAGUUACUGCAGCUGGACGAGCAAUUCGACUUCUUGCGCAAUGUACAGCGCGCCGUGGACCUGUGCGCGGCUCCUGGUAGCUGGAGCCAAGUGCUGAGCCGCAAGUUGUACGACGCCAGUAACGUAGAGAGCGUGAACAGUGGCGAUGUGCGUAUCGUGUCCGUGGAUCUGCAGGAAAUGGCGCCGAUUACUGGUGUCCAGCUACUACAGGGCGACAUUACGUCUAAGCGCACGGCCGAGCAGAUCAUUGGCUACUUCCACGGCGCCAAGGCCCAAGUGGUGGUGAGUGAUGGUGCACCUGACGUCACCGGCGUGCACGAUAUUGACGAGUUCGUGCAGGCUGAGCUGCUGGCCGCCGCUCUCAACAUCACCACGCACGUGCUGGAGGAGGGAGGGUCGUUCGUGGCUAAGAUCUUUCGCUGCGAGCAAUACGAUCUGCUGGCUACGCAGCUCAGCGUCUUCUUCGAGAGCGUGUCGUGCUCCAAACCCAUGAGCAGUCGCGCGCAGAGUAACGAGGCCUUCGUAGUGUGCCAGGGCUUCCGACUACCCGAGAACUACACUCCUGUGAUGACAUCCUAUCUGCUCCCGCGGUACGGACUCGAGGAAGGCGAAAAGCACGACCCGCUCUUAGUGCCGUUCCUCGCAAGUGGAGAUCUGUCUGGAUAUGACGCCGACCAGCAAUUCUACUAAAACUUAGGCAAAUAAUUGCUGAAUAGAUAGAAAAAGAUGACCAUCGCUACUUGCUGUCAAGAAACUCGGACAACGGAUGCAAUACGAGCGAGCGAGGACACACUCUCGAUGACCAGUGUUAAUGCAUCUUUCUUCGACUGUAGGGUGUCUAGGAUACGAGCUUCAGAUGCGAUCUUCUCUUCGUCGCUCUGAAUUGUGUACGAUAAAACUUGCAUCGUGGAGCGCUUCCUCGGAUCCCAACCAUAGAGGUCAUAGCUCUUGCGCUCGGAUAAACCAUUUUGACAUGGUAGAGUCGUCGUUGCCAACAGGGACUCGUUGUUUGCAUGGCGUAUCUGCUCGAUCAUCACUUCGCGGUCAGUUGCAGAAGCAUGACUACCACAUAAUCGCCCAGCCAUAUCCUCCAGGCAAUUAGCAAAGGUGGUGAUGGUUUGGCUCAUUUGACGUAGUGUUCGUGCUGCUUUGUUGUCGGUUUGGGUACCUCUGGGCACUGUUCCGUUCGAAAUUGGACCAGGGUUUCGUAGUUGUUUAGCGCGAUCGCGCAGCAAUGCUGCUAGGUGGAUCUCUACACAUCCAGCGCCAGCUACGACGUCCGGAUUAUCGAUCAAGCUUGCCAGCAUUUUGACGGACGUAGUAACCACGUGAUUAAGCUCAUCAAACGCGAAUCGGUCCGGUGCUGUGAUCGCGAUUGUUGUUACGGGAUGCGCAUUUUCACUGUCCACAACGGUGCCCUCGCGGUGCAGACGGAUAAAUUGCUUGUUGCCGAGAGUUUGCGUGGUAAUGAGAGAUAAGGCACCGAGCGAACUGCUAACGAUGCUGUCAUCGAUUCUCCAGUCACUGAGGAUAGUGGCUCCACUCAGCAUUUGUACGUUUCCUAACAUAAUAGUUGGUUAGUACGAAGCAUACAGAGUGUCUUGAUCUCGAAAUGUCAGACUUACGGAUAUACGCAGCGGAGAGUCGAUCAAGCGUGAAGAUACCCUUGGUGGCCAGGUACGUCUGCAGGUACUUUGGAACGAUUUUUUGCGAGAGAACAGCAGUGGCACCUAGCCGAUCUAAUCGGUCUCCAACUUGCCGGAGUGCUUUCAGACGGAAGGCAUCCGUUGAGUCCGCGUGAUAUAUCCUUGUAUUGCUACUCGUUUCCGCUUCCUCAAACUCGGCCAGCGGCUCGAUAGUGAUGUUGAACAAGGCAACACGUACAUUGCAGAUUGGAGGGGACAGGGCGCUCCGCUUGACACCUUGAGGUCUUCCACGACAAGGCCACGGGAGAUCGAGGAGAACCGUUUGCUUCCAAACUUCAGAUUUAGCGAUGGACGCUUGGCCGGGGGCGAACAGAAGCUGCACAGGAACACUCUCGCUCGGGUGUUCUACAACAUACCCAAACACACUCACAAACGCUUGAAUAAUAAGAGGGAUAACUACCGCUUCCGUGGUUUCCUCAUCUAGCCCAGUAAUCGACUUGGACGAUAUGAUGCCUCGAAUCACGGCGGAAAUCGAAGCUGCCGAGCUCCAAUUCACCGCCACACGCACAGGGCACCUCGGAUCUUCCAGGUACUGCAGGCUCCAAUCCAGCGCCAGGUGUAGUCCUGUAUUUUGCAAGAUCAUCGUUAACUGCAUUACAAGCCA